Molecule: messenger RNA, 2779 nt
Organism: Benincasa hispida (wax gourd)
Lineage: Eukaryota; Viridiplantae; Streptophyta; Magnoliopsida; Cucurbitales; Cucurbitaceae
Source: RefSeq, a predicted model, not a curated record
UUCUCACGUAUUAUUUCUUCCUCACACAUCUCCAAAAUCCCUAGAAAACAAACCCCUCUCUCAAAUCCCUUCUUUAUCUCUCCGCUCCACUCUCUUUCCACACCCACAUUUUGAAGCUCAGAUCUCAAAGAAGGGAUUUGAGCAUUUUCCUGCAACCAAAAGCAAAAAAAAAACCCCCAUUCUCCACAAUCCCUCAGGUUUUAGAGAAGAAGGAAGGAAGAAAGGUAAAAGAAAGCGAGAUUUUGUGGAAUCAGAUGUCUCACAUAUGAGAUGAAGAGCGAUACCCAUUUCAACAUUCAUCUUUCUUUACAUUUUUUCCUCUUCUUUGGCACUUUUCUUUUGUGCCUUUCUUUCUCUUCUUCUGUUUCUGAAGAGUUUCUUCAAGCUUCCAGCCAUGCCGGCCGUGGCCUUACCGAUGCCGAAGCUCAUUACAUCCGUCAACGUCAACUCCUUUACUACAGAGAUGAAUUUGGUGACCGUGGUGAAGAUGUCGUCGUCGAUCCUAAGCUUGUUUUUGAAAACGACAGAAUCAGAAAUGCUUACAUAGCAUUACAAGCUUGGAAGCAAGCAAUUCUGUCUGACCCUUUGAAUCUUACUCGGAAUUGGGUUGGAUCUGAUGUUUGUCACUACAAAGGGGUUUUCUGUGCUCCGGCGCCGGAUAAUUCAUCGAUCCGUACUGUUGCCGGAAUUGACCUUAACCAUGGCGACAUUGCCGGGUACUUGCCGGAGGAGCUUGGUCUUCUUGUGGAUCUUGCAUUGUUUCAUAUAAACUCAAAUCGGUUCUGUGGGACCGUGCCUCACAAGUUCAAGAACUUGAAGAUGCUGUUCGAGUUGGAUCUGAGUAAUAAUCGCUUUGCCGGAAAAUUCCCUCGGGUGGUUCUUGAGUUGCCAGAGCUGAAGUUUUUGGAUCUGAGAUUCAACGAGUUUGAAGGGACAGUUCCUAAAGAGCUUUUCGAUAAGGAUUUGGACGCCAUUUUCAUCAAUCACAACAGAUUCCGGUUUGACUUGCCGGAAAAUUUCGGUAACUCGCCGGUUUCGGUAAUUGUUCUUGCUAAUAACAAAUUUCAUGGGUGUGUGCCGGGGAGCAUUGGGAAUAUGACGAGGUUGAAUGAGAUUAUUCUGAUGAAUAAUGGGUUUCGAUCGUGUUUGCCGUCGGAGAUUGGGUUUCUGAAGAAUCUGACGGUGUUUGAUGUGAGUCAUAAUGAGUUUUUUGGGAGUUUGCCGGAGACGAUAGGUGGAAUGGUGAGUUUGGAGCAGCUGAAUGUGGCGCAUAAUUUCUUAUCUGGGAAGAUUCCGGAGAGUAUUUGUAAAUUGCCGAAUCUGCAGAACUUUACUUACUCUUAUAAAUUUCUUACGGGAGAGGCGCCGUCGUGCUUGGCGUUGCCGGAUUUUGAUGACCGGAGGAACUGUAUACCGGGACGGCCGGUUCAACGCUCUGAGAAGCAAUGUAAGUCGUUUCUGUCUAAGCCUGUGGAUUUGCAGUUCUUUGGAUGUCCUUCUUAUGUUGCUCCGUCGCCACCUGUGGUGGUGCCUUCGCCGCCACUGUGGUGGUGCCUUCACCGCCACCUGUUGUUGUCCCAUCGCAUGCCACCUGUUUACUCUCCACCGCCACCUGAAUCCGCUCACAUCCAUUUACCGGCCACUCCUCCGCCACCGCCACCGCAUCCCCAUCUCCUCCCCCGCUGUUUAUCUCUCCCUCGUCCACCAUCCCACGCACCACCGUCUCCACCACCCCCACCACCGCAGUUUACUCUCCACCACUCCCCUUUAUCCUCCGCACCACCUCCAACCAAUCUCCUCCUCCCGCCCCCCCACAUCGUCCGCCACCACGGCGACGGUGUAUUGCGUCCGACCAUCACCCCCACUCACACCACCAAAACCCCCACCUCUCCUCCUGUUUCUCUCAACCACAUGUUUACUACUACAAUUCACCGCCACCGACACACCACCAACCACCGCGCAAUGUACUCUCCUCCACCAGCCCAGCUCACGCCUCCUCCGCCACAUUCACCUCCACCACCAAUCUACCUUAUUAUCUCCCCCACCUCUCCACCUCACUCCCCAUCCUCCGUCCCGCCGUGUAUAGAGUAUCAUGAACCACCCCACCCAUCACCCUCACCACCUCCGCCCAUCCAUACCUUCUCCGCCGUUUUCACCCACCCCACCCCCACCCACCCCAGUUUCUCCCACCUUCGCGUUCAUUACUCUCCACCACCUCCACCAUCACCAUCGCCGCCUCCGCCACCUGCAUCCCCACCACCAUCACCUGUAUACGAAGGCCCAUUGCCACCAAUCUAUGGAGUUUCGUACGCCUCUCCUCCACCUCCACCCUUCUAUUGAUUCUUUUGAGAAAUUUUCCUCUAACCUUACCUCAACUCAACCACAGAAGAGGAGAAAUUUACACCAUGCCCUCUUUUAUCUUCUUCAAUGUACUAAAAAAUUUCCCAAUCUCUCCAUUAUUUUUUCUCAUCGCUCUUUGAGGAAGAAUAAUCAAAGACUUUUAAGGAUUAUAUUUAUUUCUGCAAGUUAAAAGCGGCCAUGUCCAUCAUGUUCUUCUCUCUUACAAACCUCGAUUACUUUGUUUAAAGAUUUGGAAAAGCAACAAAAAAAAAAAAAGGCAUUUUAUUAUGCCUACACAGAGAGUGUAAGGUAAGAGGGAAAGUCUCUUCUUAUUUGUUUGAAUUGUUAUGGAUAUUUGAAUUUGUGAAAAUAAAUGGCAGAGAAGAGUAGAAGAAGUGCAGAGAAUGUUUAUGUUUCAGCAAAAAAGCAAAAGCGCAAA